CCAGCUUGAGUUCGGUUUGUUUCUUCACCUCCAUUGCCCAAGUCUUAAACCCAACUCAUUAAAAUUAAUCAAAAGUCAUCACUUUCAUCAAUUCUUCCCCGAUAACCUCAAUUUCAAAGUCUUCCCCCUUUGCCCAAAUCUACCCCCCCCCAAAAGUCCUGCUGUCCCUUUUGACCCUUGUUUUUUUAACCGAUCUACUGGGUUGUUUUCCUGCUUGGAGGGGAUGGAAGAUAUCAAUUCCGAGGCAGGCUUAAACUCGGCUGCGGCUUUUGUGGAAGGGGGAAUCCAGGAUGCUUGUGAUGAUGCCUGCAGUAUAUGCCUCGAAGGAUUCUGUGAAAGCGAUCCAUCCACGAUGACUGGCUGCAAGCAUGAGUUCCAUCUUCAGUGCAUACUUGAAUGGUGUCAGAGGAGUUCUCAAUGCCCCAUGUGUUGGCAGACAAUUAGCCUGAAAGAUCCGACUAGCCAGGAGCUGCUUGAGGCUGUUGAACGGGAAAGGAGUUUCAGGUUCAAUCCCUCAAGAAAUGCUACCAUAUUUCGUCAUCUGACUCUUGGGGAUUUCGAACUACAACAUCUGCCUGUGGGCGUGAAUGAGACAGAGCUUGAGGAGCGCAUAAUUCAGCACUUGGCUGCAGCUGCUGCAAUGGGGCGAGCACGUCACAUUUCAAGAAGGGAAGCUCUGAGGAAUAGGUCAUCAGCACAAGGGCGUUGUCCGCAAUUCUUGGUAUUUGCUCAUUCAAGUGAACCCUCCUCAAAUGAUCCUGUAGCUUCGUUAUCUCCAACUCCAAGUGAAGGUGAACAUGUCCGUGCAAUUGCUGUUUCUCCUGCAAGAACAAUGGGGGAAGAAUCUUUGGCAUCAAUUACUCCUCUACCUUCUGUCCAAGCUGAUCAGCAGUCUGCCUUGGCAUCUGGGUCCAGUGCUCUUUCGGUCAACGAUCAAGGGACUUCCUCAAACUCUAGCAGGUCUCCUAGUCAGUCUUCUCCAAAUAGUCAAGAUAGAGCUGGACCUUCAGAAGCUCAGUCAUUUCCCGAAUCACUAAAAUCACGGUUUAAUGCCAUUUCAACGAGAUACAAAGAGUCGAUUUCAAGGAGUACAAGGGUCUGGAAAGAAAGAUUUUUCUCUCGCAACACUUCCAUGGCAGAUAUUGGUUCUGAAGUAAGGAGAGAGGUUAAUGCUGGCAUUGCAACAGUCUCUCGCAUGAUGGAACGUCUAGAAACCUGAGAUAAUAGAAACAGCACUGAUACUAUAACAAGCACUUUAGAGAAUAGCUCUAAUCCAGAACCAAAUAUUCACCAAACUACUACAGCUACUGUAACUAGCAGUUCUGAGAGCGGUUCUAAUCCGGAACCAAAGGACCAUCAGAUAUCAGAUGCAAGUGGAGAAGCUCCUUUUACCGACACCAGUGCACACACUUCAUGUGCUACGAGUUCAGCAUCCAAAUAAGUAUCAUUUCAACUAUUGCAUCAACUGAAAGUGUUUUAGCAUCAAAGGUAGGCUAAGGUGUUGAAAUUUUGCUUGAUUUUGAUAUCUGCAUGUAGAUGAUCAUUUAUCUGAUAUUUCAUUCCUAUCUAAAGCCUACUCAAAUUGGCAAUUGCUAUGAUGACUGGUUC
This is a messenger RNA of Hibiscus syriacus, 1608 nucleotides long. RefSeq names its product E3 ubiquitin-protein ligase RHF2A-like. The coding region runs from base 224 to 1219 and encodes 331 amino acids. The transcript has 8 exons. Lineage: Eukaryota; Viridiplantae; Streptophyta; Magnoliopsida; Malvales; Malvaceae. The record is from RefSeq and is a predicted model, not a curated record. Gene Ontology annotation, molecular function: ubiquitin-protein transferase activity.